Micromonas commoda is the source of this 1671-nucleotide messenger RNA. RefSeq lists its product with no specific name. The record is from RefSeq and is a predicted model, not a curated record. The coding region runs from base 1 to 1671 and encodes 556 amino acids. NCBI's taxonomy places the organism in Eukaryota, Viridiplantae, Chlorophyta, Mamiellophyceae, Mamiellales, Mamiellaceae. The transcript has a single exon.
AUGGCUUGUAUGCGGCACCAAGUCGGUGGCAUCCUCGCCACCGAUGCGAUUGGGAUGCACCAACGCCGAUACGCGAGUCGCGCGGCAUCUCGCCCCCGAGUCACCACGCCGGGAGCGGCUGCGAUCGCCGCGCGUCGGGUCCUCUCCACACCCGCCAAGCGUCGUGUGGCGGUGGUUGUCGAGGCCAAGCCAGAUACCGUGGAGGCGGCGCGCGCGAGGCUCGACGCCAUCCGCGAGGAGGACGAGUUACCCGUGGAGGAUCCCGGCGAGCGCGGCGGCUUCGACAUGUUCUCUGGCGGCACCUACCUUCCCGAGGUGCUCGCCAUCUGGGAGUCCUCCAACGCUUUCUUCUUCCCUCGGGUCAUCCUCGUCGGCUGCACCGCGCUCGGCCUGGCGGGUAGCCUGCCCCAGUCCAUCGGCGGGCUCUUCCGCGGCGACGAGGACGGUGUCGUGGUGCUCCUCCAAAACCUACUCUUCUUCGCCAUCUCCGCGGGGUUCACCGCGGUGGACGUGAAGCAGAGGAGGCAGGCCCUGGACCGCCUGCAGCGCGAGCUGGCGCUGGGAGGCAUGCAGGUGAUCCAGCGCGACAAGUUCAGGAACGAGCGGGUGUUCCCGCUGGAGAGCCUCAGACAGGCGGCCAGGGUGGCGGUGGUGUACGGCGACGCCGACAAGGUGGCGAGGGACCUCGCCGCGGCCACGCCGUUUCGCAGGAGGCUCGAGCAGAGCAGGAUCUUGGUGGUCCCGGUGGUGGAGCGGAGAGCGGCUCGCGACGGCGAGGAGCGCAGCGCGGUCGCGGACGUGGGCCCCGGCCGUUGGGAGCUUCUCAAGGAUGUCGUGCUCGCGUGGCCCGGGGCUGGUGCGGGCCGAUGGCUGGCGUGGCCGACCCGUAACGACGCCUGGGCCGGGUACUUCCGGAGGCUCCUCGCGAACGCUGGAGCCGACGCGACACAAGGCGGAUACGUCACGUUGGGGGUGACCGGGCAGGUGAGGGGAUCCGGCGUCGGUAGCCCCACGUGGGACGUGCUCCUGUCGACGUUUCCGCGCAACAGGCCGGGGAACAAGGCGGACGCGGAGGCGGAGAAGGCGUGGAAAAACGCCACCGUCGACUCCACCGUCGGCGACCUCGGCGCGGUGACGGGUGACGACGCCGGCAGGCUGAAGGACAUACGGGGCGAGGGCGCGGCUCGACCCAUCGGAACCACCCUCGAGCUACCUACGGAAGGUCCCGCCGGGGAGGUUCUGAGGGUUCACAACGCGUUUUACGACGCGCUGGGCCGCGGCGACGAGGCUCGCAUGGCGGAGGUUUGGCGCCCCGCGGUUCGGGUCAAGGGUGAGGGGGAGGAAAACGCCAUCGACCGCUUCGUGUCGCGCGGCGCGGUGCUCGACGGUUGGGGGACGGUGCUCCGGCCCGACCGGCGGCCGGAGGGUCUCAAGCUCUCCGACGUGGACGUGACGGUGGAGAGGGAUCAGGCGACGGUGACGGUACUUGAGACGGUUGCCAACGGAGCGACGCUGCUCGCCACGCAGAGCUUCGAGAAGGUGGAUGGCGACUGGGUGCUCAAGAGCCACUACACCAUCCCUUACGGCAAGGAUACCGUCGCGAAGAUCGCGCUGAGAUGCGACGAGAGGGGGUGCGUGGCGGUGCCGUCCAAGGCCGUGGCAUCCCAGUGA